Messenger RNA from Talaromyces stipitatus ATCC 10500, 771 nucleotides. RefSeq lists its product as uncharacterized. Lineage: Eukaryota; Fungi; Ascomycota; Eurotiomycetes; Eurotiales; Trichocomaceae. The transcript has 2 exons. Bases 1 to 771 code for a protein of 256 amino acids. The record is from RefSeq and is a predicted model, not a curated record.
AUGGAAUGGCAAAGUCCAACGCCCUUACCAACUGUUUCUUCCCAAAACAUCCCUCCAUCUUCUCAGGAUUCAAGUACGAAUAGUCCUGUUGGCAGCAAUCUACGCAUAUCGGCGAGGGGUCUGAGGCCUAGUGACGAGGAGAAGCUUUGGCUUGAAGGCAGCAAUAAAGAAAAAUUCUGGCAAAGCGUUGCUCAAAGAUUUGAGGCUUCAACUGGGCGUCAAUAUAGAUGGGAAUCAUGCCGUCGAACUGUCAACAACGAGGUCAAGCGACGCCGUGAAUAUUUGAAGUCGUAUGAGACUGGCAAAGCCAGUGAACCAAAGUCGGAUCUACAUGAGGCUAUUGACAUGUGGACUGAGAUACUUGAUCAACAGGAUAUGAUAGUUUUAGCUUCACAAGCUAGUGCUGAACAGCGUCGACUUGAUGCUGCUGUCGAUGAUGAUUUCCGGCGCCAGUUUACAGAGAGAUUGGGCCAAUCACGCGUGAGAAACGAGUCAACUAUAAGCUCAACUACAAGCGCUACCGAGGAUACAGAGGAUUCAGAACAUCCAAAACGGCGGCGACGUACAAGAUUAAACGACGAGGAAGAUGCUAUGACAACUGCUCUAGUAGAUUUAACUAAAGUGAUGUCUGAGAGUCUUCUAACUACUUCACAAGAAAGCAAGGACAUGUCGACUGUGGUUGAAAAUAUUGAACGCCGUUUAGAACACUUAGAAGCAAAUUAUAUACGUACAAAUGAGCUUCUUGAGCGCUUGAUCUCCAAGCUAAACUAG